AAACUUACUGCUUGUGAGUAGAUAAGGAGCUGUAGUACGCCAUGUCUGGAGAGAUCAGGUUCGAUGGACGCGUCGCGCUCGUCACAGGCGCGGGUCAAGGUCUGGGCCGUGCCUACGCCAUUCUGCUGGCUUCACGCGGAGCGGCAGUAGUCGUGAAUGACCUUGGUGGUGGUGCUCAAGGAGGUGAUGGUGGCUCUUCUCGCCCCGCUGAUAUAGUUGUCGAGGCGAUUCGCGCUGCAGGCGGGAAAGCAGUCGCUAACUAUGAUUCAGUGGAAGAGGGAGAGAAGCUGGUCAAGACUGCGCUGGAUGCUUUUGGCAGAAUCGAUAUUGUGGUGAAUAAUGCUGGAAUUCUGCGUGACAAGUCUUUCCUGCGUAUCACAAAGGAAGAUUUCGAUAUCAUUCAGCGUGUGCACUUGCGUGGUUCCUUCCUUGUCACACAGGCCGCGUUCCCUCACAUGAAGAAGAACGGUUUUGGUCGUAUCAUCAUGACGGCGUCAGCAUCUGGAAUGUACGGUAGCUAUGGUCAGACCAAUUAUGCUGCUGCUAAGAUGGGUCUUAUUGGCCUAUCCAACACACUGGCGCUGGAAGGUGUUAAGAAUAAUAUCCUCUGCAACACCAUUGCACCAAUGGCUGGCUCUCGUCUCACCAAGACUAUCUGGCCACAGCAUCUUGUUGACCUAAUCAAGCCGGAGUACGUAGCACCUCUUGUAGCUCUGCUGUGUAGUGAGGAGUCUGACGUCACCGGGGGCUUGUUUGAGGUUGGAGCUGGAUGGGUAGCUCAAGUUCGAUGGGAGCGCAGCAAGGGUGCAGUCGCCUGGUCCAAGACAGUUCCUUGCUCACCGGAAUCUGUACGGGACAACUGGGAGAAGAUUACAAGCUUUGAAGAUGCUGAUCAUCCCACGUCAUCUCGAGAUACUUUCAACUAUGUCAUGGCUGCUGUGGAAGGAGCUGAUGAAGUAGAGUCAUCAUCCGGUGCAGCUGCGGGCGAUUCCGGUGAGGAUGAAGGAGUGAAUGUGGAGAAGGCAUUAGGUUGGCGGCCGGCUGCUUCGGAAUACGAGUACGACUCCAAGGAAGCUAUCCUGUAUGCACUGGGAGUUGGCUGCACUGUAUCCGACAAGGACACUUCGCAUCUCAAGUUCCUGUAUGAGGGCCACGACGACUUCUGCUGUCUACCCACAUUUGUCAUCAUCCCGGCUCAGGUCUGUUCUGCUGGUCUCCUGCGCAGUUCACAACUGGCCAGCUUGACCGGCAUGAUCACGGAAGGCAUUCCCGGAUUCAAGUUUGACUUCUCCAAGCUGCUUCAUGGAGAGCAACAUAUUGAGAUGCAUCGUCCCAUGCCGACUUCAGGCAAGCUGCGUUGUCAGAGUCGCAUUCGUGAUCUCAUCGACAAGGGCAAGGGUGCAGUUAUCGUUCAGGACGUGGAGUGUUUCGGUGAGGACGACCAGCUCGUGGCAACUGCUCAGUUUGUCACAUUCAUCGUUGGUGCCGGUGGCUUUGGAGGACCUCGCAGCUCAGCACACCAGAAGCCGACCGCCGACCCCCCUAAGCGUAGUCCAGACGCAGUUGUUACAGAAAAGACCAGUGAAUCGCAGGCUGCCCUCUACCGCCUCAGCGGGGACCUGAAUCCACUGCACAUCGACCCAGACUUUGCAGCCAUGGGCGGUUUCUCCACACCUAUCCUGCACGGCCUCUGCUCAAUGGGAUACGCUGCACGGCAUGUACUGCGCCAAUACUGCGACGAUGACGUCACAAAGUUCAAGGCACUCAAGGUGAGGUUUGUCAAGCCUGUCCUGCCCGGUCAAACGCUCAAGACAGAAAUGUGGAAGGAGGGCAGCCGUGUCUACUUCCGAUGCUCAGUUGUAGAGAGCGGAUCUGUGGUAUUGUCGGGUGCGUACGUUGACCUGGCUGCGAGCUCAUCGGCUACAUCAAGACUCUAACUCCAUCCUUCAGAGAGCUACUCAAACCCUCGGUGGACGCACCUACCCAACUCGGUGGAAGGACGACGCUGCUGGUAUGCCUGUGUGCGUGUCUGCGUGGCCGGCCAUUGCACUGCAACGAGCAUCCUUGUCACUCCCACUGGCCAGUGUGGAUUGUGCCUGUGAACUUUCUACCCGUGAGACUCGUCCUCAUUGAUGGUACAGUACUCACCCCUUGUAAUGCUGGACGUCCUCUGACAUCUCUUUGGUUUAGCUUGUGAAAAUCCUCCGACACCUCUUUGGUUUAUCUUCUGAAAAUCCUCGGGAAUCUCUUAGGUUUAGCUUGUAAAAAAUCCCCUGGCGUCUCUUUGGUUUCGCUCGUGAAAAUCACGUACAAACUAGUCCAAAUUCCAGUGCUUGGAGAGAGUUGAAAGCUGUCAAGUACUUUCCAACAAUCUUAGUAUAAUUUUAUUCUCAAUUGUAGCUGAUAUUUUUUAUUAUCUUUUUUCGUUGUUCCUGAGUGUUGCUAUUUUGUCUGCCUGUGUGUUGUUGGCCUCUUCCUGAAAUGUCUCUGAGCAUUUCUAAUUUUUUGUACUCUUUGUGUCCUUGAUGGCAACGGAUGGCCCGUGCGCUUGA
Molecule: messenger RNA, 2552 nt
Organism: Sycon ciliatum
Lineage: Eukaryota; Metazoa; Porifera; Calcarea; Leucosolenida; Sycettidae
Product: peroxisomal multifunctional enzyme type 2-like
Exons: 26
Coding region: 42-1937 (631 amino acids)
Molecular function (GO): oxidoreductase activity
Source: RefSeq, a predicted model, not a curated record